Zygotorulaspora mrakii is the source of this 639-nucleotide messenger RNA. RefSeq lists its product as uncharacterized. NCBI's taxonomy places the organism in Eukaryota, Fungi, Ascomycota, Saccharomycetes, Saccharomycetales, Saccharomycetaceae. Bases 1 to 639 code for a protein of 212 amino acids. The record is from RefSeq and is a predicted model, not a curated record. The transcript has a single exon.
AUGGAUACCCCAGGAAAUCUACAGAAAGAGGACCGAUUUACCGAGAACACAAAACAAGAACAGUGCGCGUACACACCCGCGCACCAACUGCGACAAUCGGAGACAGACGAGGUGAAACAGGUGUGGGGAAGCAACGUUGGAUGUGUAGUGCGGGUGACGUGGCUUCGUCGUGGUGGGGCACACGGUGAAACCGUGACUGUGUACAUGAAACCAAGAAACCAGGAAACCAAGAAAGCCGAAAACCGGAAAUUGCCACAUUGCGCUCAGAUAGGCCAUAACUCCGCCGGUCGAAGAAGCUCGAUCGCUCUAUACGUGGCGCCAAUGCUAAUGCCCGCCUUCUUGGCGUGUGUGCCGCACGUGUUUUCACUGAUGCAGGUGCACGGACAGGCGGAAAGCGUACACCAGCGGACCCUGCGGGUCGCCCUUUGGUAUCGUCAUCAUCGUCCCUCACACGCCCCGCCCCGCCAGCGGUGUACCCCGCAUGACGCAAUUCGCAAUGCACGCGGCUGCAUGAUGCGUUUUGUACCGGACAUUCGGACUCGAGCGCUCGCGCGCUCGGACGGGCGGGGUCUGUGGGGUACUUCCGCUUUUCCGGAAGAUCUGGAGCAACUUUGCGUUUCCUCGAAUCACGGCUACUAG